Rhinolophus ferrumequinum (greater horseshoe bat) is the source of this 1369-nucleotide messenger RNA. It is a transcript of the gene ECSCR, whose product is annotated as endothelial cell surface expressed chemotaxis and apoptosis regulator. The record is from RefSeq and is a predicted model, not a curated record. Gene Ontology annotation, biological process: positive regulation of endothelial cell apoptotic process; negative regulation of angiogenesis; positive regulation of proteasomal protein catabolic process. Gene Ontology annotation, cellular component: cytosol; plasma membrane. The coding region runs from base 80 to 1033 and encodes 317 amino acids. Lineage: Eukaryota; Metazoa; Chordata; Mammalia; Chiroptera; Rhinolophidae. The transcript is spliced from 9 exons.
AAAUCUCUGGGUGGUGUAUGGCGGGACCCGAUGGACCCUUUGGAGGGGAAAAGAAGGGGCAGGGGCGAGGUUGCCAUCAAUGGUCUUAGUGAAUAGGCCCUGGAAGAGACCACAGUGGCCCAGCCAUGUGGAGCCCCACCCCCCACCCCCAGCCCUGGGCACAGGCGCUGAUGUUUCAGCCUUACAUCCUCAUCUGGGCUGUCCGGCUGAGCAGGGCCCCUGGAGCCAGUCCCAAUCUGUUUCCUUCUAUUCUUUGACAGGAAGCUCCUGGAGAGCCAGACCCCACCCCCUCCCCGCCCAAGCACUCCCUCUCUCUUCUCCACUAUGGACAGAGCCUUCAGGGAGCAGCUGUCUGCCCGGCACAGACCCAGCUGACAUGGGGACUGUGGGAGCGACGCAGCUGUGCUGGGCGAUUCUCAGUUUCCUCCUACUCCAAGGCCACAACUGCCAGCUCACACCCCAGCCCUCUUACCCUCAAGGAGACAGCCCUUCCUCAGAGCCAAGUAGCCCAAGGCCUCCAUCUAGCGCCAGGACCCCAGCUGUUCCAGAGAAGACUUCACAGGUCCCCAUAGUAGCCAGUAAACCCACGUCACCGAGGUCACGCGCUGUGGAUGAUCAAACCCCGUCCUUGCUGGACCUGACUCAGUUACAGCCACAACAGCACACAUCGGGACUUGACACCUCUCAAAAUGUUACUCCCAAAUCAGCCACCAUGAGCCUGAGGACUAGAGAAGACUCAACCGUCCUGCCCAGCCCUACAUCAGAGACGGUGCUCACUGUGGCUGCAUUUGGUGUCAUCAGCUUCAUCGUCAUCCUGGUGGUCGUGGUGAUCGUCCUGGUCAGCGUGGUCAGCCUGAGGUUUAAGUGUCAGAAGAACAAGGAAUCUGAAGAUCCCCAGAAACCUGGGAGUUCAGGGCUAUCUGAAAGCUGCUCCACAGCCAAUGGAGAGAAAGACAGCAUCACCCUCAUCUCCAUGAAAAAUAUCAACAUGAAUAACAGCAAAGGAAGCCCUUCGGCAGAGAAGGUUCUUUAAAAGCAACCUUGGAUCCGAACGAGUCCGAGGAUGACACAGCUGCCCUGUGACUGUAAAAAGGAAGGUGACGGGAUCAGUAGAGGCGAUGGACCACAUAUAAAUUAUUUUAUUGUUUCACAUCUACUCCCAGAUCUAAAGGACACUAGCAUUCCUCCAGAUCUGGGAGCAAACUACCAAUAUGAGAGACUCUUUUCCAUAUGGACAGCCACUCUAGAAACAUGGCCUGCUCCUCCCACCUUCUCAGAGUCACAGGAAAGAGGAGUCUACAGAGCAAGAGUAAGGAAAAUGACAAAGUGGAUUGGUCCUUUCUACUUUGCAUUAAAAUUAUUUUCUGGC